Molecule: messenger RNA, 928 nt
Organism: Lactuca virosa
Lineage: Eukaryota; Viridiplantae; Streptophyta; Magnoliopsida; Asterales; Asteraceae
Source: the annotation of a GenBank genome assembly
UGACAACUCACAUAUGCACAGACAAGAAGCAUCGUACGCAUUCGUUUGUAGCGAAACCACACACAUCCACUCCUACACACACCGACACUCAAUUUAUACAUAUAAUCAUACAUCAGAUAAUGUUUCACCAUCAUAGCAUACUCUAAAGUCUAAAGGUACGUAACAGUUCGAUGACAUUAGCUCUUUUUGUUCUUUUGACUAGCAACACUAUACCUUUAAUUUCCUGAAACCUUUAAUGGCGUCUUCAUCUUCAUCAUCUGCUAUACCAACUAGAAUAUGGACACAUGAUGUAUUCCUAAGCUUUAGGGGAGAAGACACUCGCAACAGCUUUGUAGAUCAUCUUUAUACGGCUCUAGAUCAAAGAGGAAUAAACAUGUUCAAAGACGAUCUGGCGCUCGAUAAAGGGAAACCGAUCUCCAGGGAGCUGCUGAAAGCCAUUGAAGAAUCGAGGUUUGCUGUGGUUGUUUUCUCUAAAAACUAUGCGGACUCUUCAUGGUGUUUGGAUGAGCUUGUCAAAAUCAUGGAAUGCCAAGAUCAGAUGGGACAGAUGGUGUUACCGGUGUUCUAUCACACAGAUCCAUCCGAUGUGCGUGGAGUGAAAAGAGACUUCCACACUGCCUUUCAGAAACACCAGGGCAGGUUUAAAGGAGAUAUGGAUAGAGUGAACAAGUGGAGGAAAGCUUUAGCUGCAGCUGCUGGUUUAUCUGGCUGGCAUAUCAAGGAAACAGGCAAUUAUCAGGGAGAAUCUGCCAUCGUCAUCGAGAUUGUGGAAAAGAUCUUAUAUGGUACACGACCAUGUGAUAUGGAGAAAAAUUUUAAUUGGUAUCAAGUCUCGUAUAGAGGAAUUAUAUUCAUUAUUGUGUAUGGAAGCAGCAAAAAAGGUGCGCUUUAUAGGGAUAUUGGGAAUGGGAGGAAUUGGUCGCCAUGA